AUGGGAGGAAUUGGCAAAACAACUCUCGCUAAACUAGUCUACAAUGAUGAAAGCAUUAAAGACCAUUUCAAAUUUAAAGACUGGGUUAGCGUCGCACAUAAUUUCAAAUUGGACAUAAUUUUAAAUAUUAUGAAGAAAGAAUUUCUCGCAACGAGCUACACACCAUCCAUGGACAACCCCCAAAGCAAACAUCACGCUUUUUUGAAGGAAAAUUGUUUUUUGCUAGUUCUAGAUGAUGUGUGGACUGAAGAUUACAAAGACUGGGAGCAACUUGAAAGAAUAUUAACUGAGGGACAAAGGGUGUUGGACGACGACAAAGAAUGUUGGUCGUUGUUCUGCAGUGCAUUCUCAGGUGAAAUGUCGACAGAUGCUGAAGUUACUGGUAGGGGAAUUGUGGGCAAGUGCAAAGGUUUGCCUUCUGUGAUAAUUGCAAUGGGGAGACUCCUAAGUCAUGUCGAUGUGAAUGAAUGGGCAAAUAUACUGAAUAAUGAUAUAUGGAAGGUAGAGGAACAAAAGCAUGAUCAAUAUCCCAUAAUUAUGCCUGCUCUAUGUCUGAGUUUUGAUCGUCUGCCUUCUUAUCUAAAACAUUGUUUCGCAUACUUUUCCACAUUUCCAAAGGCUUAUGAAUUUGAUAAGAAUGAAUUGGUGAAGUUAUGGAUGGCAGAAGGAUUUAUCCAGAUGAAUGAGAUAGAUGGAACAGAAAGGAUAAAAAGAAGAGAGGAAAAAGGAGUUAGAUAUUUUGGCGGUCUGUUAGCGAGGUCCUCCUUUCAAGAAGAAAAAGUAGGAACUAGUACUACAUACAAGAUGCAUGACCUGGCCUAA
Messenger RNA from Cornus florida, 822 nucleotides. RefSeq names its product putative disease resistance RPP13-like protein 1. Lineage: Eukaryota; Viridiplantae; Streptophyta; Magnoliopsida; Cornales; Cornaceae. Gene Ontology annotation, biological process: defense response to other organism. The coding region runs from base 1 to 822 and encodes 273 amino acids. Gene Ontology annotation, molecular function: ADP binding. The transcript has 2 exons. The record is from RefSeq and is a predicted model, not a curated record.